Molecule: messenger RNA, 1500 nt
Organism: Solanum verrucosum
Lineage: Eukaryota; Viridiplantae; Streptophyta; Magnoliopsida; Solanales; Solanaceae
Product: pentatricopeptide repeat-containing protein At5g18390, mitochondrial
Exons: 1
Coding region: 1-1419 (472 amino acids)
Biological process (GO): RNA splicing
Molecular function (GO): protein binding
Source: RefSeq, a predicted model, not a curated record
AUGUUUUCAAUGUUCGCCAGAAUCUUUCUUCAAAGGACUUUGUAUUCGGCUACAUUAUCCAACAACACCAGCAUUUUUAGGUGUCUUAAAACUAUAGCACCUUCCAUUGACCAGUGUAGCAAUCCUUUCAGUGGUAAAGGUAGUUGUGGCAGAAGUGUGCCUAAUGAUGAUUACUUUGCAACAAUUCAUCAUGUAUCUAACAUUGUACGGCGGGAUAUUUACCUGGAGCGGACCCUUAACAAGAUGCAUAUUUCAAGUAUUGUCAACUCUGAACUGGUGUACCGUGUCCUUAGAAGUUGUUGCCAACAUGGUAUUGAAUCUUUUCGUUUCUUUAACUGGGCUCGGACUCAACACCCUCAGUAUGACCCAACUACCGUUGAGUUUGAAGAACUUCUUAAGACCCUUGCCCGGACUGCCCACUGGGAGACAAUGUGGAAAGUAGUCCAGCAGAUGAAAGCCCAAAAUAUUCCUAUCUCACCGUCCAUUGUUUCAUUCAUUAUUGAACACUAUGGUAAGCGUGGUCUCAUUGAUCAGGCUGUCGAGCUUUUCAAUCGGCUCAAGAACUUCAACUGUCCUCAAACUACUGAAGUAUACAAUGCUAUGCUUUUCGCACUCUGUGAGGUCAAGAAUUUCCAAGGGGCCUAUGCAUUGAUUCGGAGGAUGAUACGGAAAGGUACUGUUCCAGAUAAGCAGACAUAUUCUAUUCUUGUAAAUGGCUGGUGUUCUGCCGGGAAGAUGAGAGAGGCACAAGAGUUCUUGGAGGAAAUGAGUCGAAAGGGCUUCAAUCCUCCUGUACGUGGGAGGGACCUUCUAAUUGAUGGGUUGCUCAGUGCUGGAUAUCUAGAAUCAGCUAAAGGAUUGGUGAGAAAAAUGACAAAGGAGGGGUUUGUGCCAGAUGUUGGAACAUUCAAUUCUUUGGCAGAGGCUAUAUGUAAAACUGGGGAAAUCGACUUUUGCAUUGACCUUUUCAAUGAUGUUUGUAGAUCGGGGCUUUGUCCUGAUAUCGAGACUUAUAAGAUUGUCAUAACUUCUGCUUCAAAGGUAGGUAGGAUUGAUGAGGCAUUUCAGAUUCUUCAUAGGUCAAUUGAAGCUGGACACCGGCCAUUUCCCAGUUUAUAUGCUCCAAUACUAAAAGCUUUCUUCCGGAGAGGACAGUUUGAUGAUGCAUUUAGCUUUUUCAGUGAUAUGAAGCUGAAAGGGCAUCCACCAAAUCGACCUCUUUAUACCAUGUUGAUAAAGAUGUGCUCUCGUGGAGGUAGAUUUGUAGAGGCGUCUAAUUAUUUAGUAGAAAUGACCGAGUUAAAUUUGUUGCCUAUGUCACGAAGCUUUGACAUGGUGACAGAUGGAUUGAAGAAUUGUGGAAAGCAUGAUCUAGCCAAAAGGAUCGAGCAGUUGGAGAUAUCUGUCAAGGGCAUCUGAAUUAUUGUUGUGGAUUGAGCAGUUGGAGAUAUCUCUCCAAUAGACUCAAGGCUGUGCGAAUGAUCUGCCCUUUGUUUGAUA